UUCAACUUCAACCAGCCAAUCAUCCUCGUCGCCGAAGCAAUGAGUAACUCAGCCCCGUCAUAGUUCCUUUUACCCCCUGUCUCUCUCUUCGUUUUCUCUCACGCCCUGACCAUGGAUACAUUGUCGCAAGCAGCUGCGCCGGACGCGCCUACUCUCCUCUCUCUCCUUCCUCGCCUCACCUUUACGCAGGGCCUCGUAGUCGGACAACUCAGCAUCAUAUGCGUCGUCGUAGCUUUGGUACGCUACCUACUCUUCGAGGACCACGCCGCGGCUCGAGAGGAUGAAGCGGCUUCGAAAGAUGGAGAAGACGACUCAGAAGCAAGGCGGCGUACCUUCCCCACCACGUCUUCACCGCAACCGCGUCGCCCCGCCCUCGCAGGGCGUGCUUCUUCACUACUCUCUCUCUCCCUCUCCUCCCUGCCGACACGCGCCAAGUCCCCGCCCAUUCCUCCAUUGCAAGGUGGAGGUGAGAAAGCCGGUUCGGGUCCUUCGCUGCCCACCUUGGCCCGCAUCCCAGAUGCGGUAGGAUACGAUAUGGAGACGGGGGCCGACUGUGAUGUUGGGUGGUUGAACGUCCUCGUCGCGCAUGUGUGGGAGGGCUAUCGAGAUGAUUUUUUGGCAGGAGGCUCACAGUCGACUCCACAGGAAGGCGAGGAGGGUGGUGGAGCGAGACGGACGGCUCGUGACUUCAUGCAAGAUGUCCUUAACAGACGACGACCCACCAACGCCAGCUCCCCUUCCUUUCUCGACCCAAUCAACGUCACCGCCGUACACCCGGGCUCCUCCUACCCACUCCUCAGCAACGCUCGCGUUCGACCGCGGGACGAUGCCGGACGAGUUCGUAUCGAGGUCGAUGUGGACUACAGCGACGUCCUCUCCCUUGACAUCACUACGGCUCUCUGCCUCAACUUCCCCCGCCCGCGCUUUGCGGUCCUCCCUCUCUCCCUCGGACUGCGAGUCACCCGAUUCUCCGGCACCUUGUCGCUCAGUAUCGUCUCGCACCCUUCCGCCAAGCCAGACGAGAGGAGUCGGCAUUCCCUGGAGGUCAGCCUUCACCCGGACUUCUUGCUGUUGGCUACAUGUAGUAGUCUCGUGGGGAGCAGGGCAAAAUUGCAGGAUAUACCCAAGAUUCAGCAGGUGAUGCUGCAGCGCAUUCGAGGCGCUAUAUUGGACAAGGUGGGCUGGCCGAAGGUCUGGACUGUGCAGAUGCCGGAUCUUGUGACGGGUAGGAGGGGCGAGGAGCCUGAGCAGCACGAGGACGGUGUGCAGGGCCAGGACGAGGACGAGGUACUGUAUGAGGAGGACGAAGUGGGAUAUGAGGACGAGGAGGCGCUCUACUACGAUGAGGAGACGUACGGCGAUGAGCAGGACCGUGCCUAUGCGUCAGGCUCAGCCCUGCCCAGACGGAGAGCCUACCUGAACGGCCACCCGCCCGAAGAGCAUGAAGCAGACAUUACGCCACGGCCGCGACGUCGCUUCGUCAAUGGAGCCGCAGCUACCGGGCAGUCAUUACCUCGUGGCCCCACACCGACCCCUUCAUCGAGGCAACGCCCCCGACGUCCGCCGCAGGCGCCUCAUCAACCACCGCCUCUCCCUACGGACCAGAUGACCUCCAUCUCCCGUCGCCCACCUCCUGCUCGCCCUCAAGUACCGAGGAUGAGCACGGCCAACUCGCGAGGUGGCAGGCGGACAGAUGGUGUGCGGAGAGAUGCAGGUCAACCUCCGCCCCCACUAUCGCCACAGCCUCCGAUGCAGGGUGUCGAAGCCUGGAGGAAAGAGAUGGUACGAAAGACGAGGGGCGGCACGCCGGGAGCGGAAAGGACAAUGGGUCGUGGCUGAGUCUGGAAUGUGGUAGACUGAUUGAGAGAAGUCACGCGUGGGUCGUCAUUGCUAAUAGUACAUGGUGUUGCGGCGGUGCCUCGCCUUCGCCCUCGCCCUCGCCCUCGCUUGGUUGCCUGCGUGUGCGAUGUGCCGGUUGCGAGUCGCUAGGUGAUCAAGGCUCAUCCCACUCGAUGCCCAUGUACAGCGACUUGACCAUAGUCAUAACGGCCGCAACAAAGGCCUCCAAAUGAAAGAUGGCCUUUCCUCCGCCUCCUCCCC
Molecule: messenger RNA, 2100 nt
Organism: Jaminaea rosea
Lineage: Eukaryota; Fungi; Basidiomycota; Exobasidiomycetes; Microstromatales
Exons: 2
Coding region: 112-1839 (575 amino acids)
Biological process (GO): phospholipid transport; mitochondrion organization
Cellular component (GO): endoplasmic reticulum; ERMES complex
Molecular function (GO): lipid binding
Source: RefSeq, a predicted model, not a curated record